Messenger RNA from Bombus pyrosoma, 1748 nucleotides. It is a transcript of the gene Sgsh, whose product is annotated as N-sulphoglucosamine sulphohydrolase. The transcript is spliced from 10 exons. Gene Ontology annotation, biological process: heparan sulfate proteoglycan catabolic process; glycosaminoglycan catabolic process. NCBI's taxonomy places the organism in Eukaryota, Metazoa, Arthropoda, Insecta, Hymenoptera, Apidae. The record is from RefSeq and is a predicted model, not a curated record. Bases 70 to 1614 code for a protein of 514 amino acids. Gene Ontology annotation, molecular function: N-sulfoglucosamine sulfohydrolase activity.
GUGGUUAGAUUGAUACGUGGCUUAUUUGACGUGUUCUUUAUCGGUUCUCUUCUUAUCUGCAAAAUUGCAAUGUUAAGAAGGAGUUUCUCGAAUAAAUUAUAUUGCUCUGUCUUCCUUAUCUUAUUAGAAUUAUAUAAGAUAAAUGCAAACAUCGUGCCGCACAAAAAUGCUGUCUUACUUUUGGCUGACGAUGGGGGAUUUGAAAUGCGAUCCUACUUAAAUAAUAUUUGCCAAACACCUAAUCUAGAUAAGUUGGCAAAAGAGAGUUUACUGUUUAAUAAUGCAUAUUCUUCAGUCAGUAGUUGUUCUCCUAGUCGUUCCUCCUUACUCACUGGUUUACCGAGUCAUCAAAAUGGGAUGUAUGGUCUCCAUCAUGGAAUUCAUCACUUUAAUUCAUUUGAAACUGUCCAAAGUUUGCCAAAAAUAUUAAAAAAAAACAAUAUAAAGACAGGUAUCAUAGGUAAAAAGCAUGUAGGCCCAGGUAGUGUGUAUCCAUUUGAUUUUUCCCAUACAGAAGAAAAUAAUUCUAUACUUCAAGUUGGUCGAAACAUUACCAAAAUUAAACUUUUAGUCAGAGAAUUUCUAUCUCAGAAUAAGACAAAGCCCUUCUUUUUGUAUAUUGCAUUUCACGAUCCUCAUAGAUGUGGUCAUACACAUCCAGAAUAUGGCAAUUUUUGUGAAAAAUUUGGCAAUGGAGACACUGGUAUGGGUACUAUCCCUGACUGGUAUCCAAUAUACUAUCAAUGGGAACAAGUGAAAGUACCAUAUUUUGUUCAAAAUACAGAAGCUGCUAGACGUGAUAUCUCUGCUCAAUAUACAACCAUUUCUCGUUUAGAUCAAGGUGUAGGAUUAGUUUUAAAAGAACUAGAGAAUGCUGGUUUUAAAAAUAAUACAUUAGUGAUUUACACUUCUGAUAAUGGUAUACCAUUUCCAAAUGGUAGAACAAAUUUAUAUGAACCAGGAUUGGCAGAACCUAUGAUGAUUAGGUCACCAAUUCCUAACCAUAGGAGAAAUAGUGUAACACACAGUUUAACAUCUUUAUUGGAUAUCGUACCAACAUUAUUAGACUGGUUUAACAUACCAUAUACAGAUCAAUCUUCAUUUGAUACAAAUGAAGCUCCUCAUUUGACUGGAAAAUCACUCCUUCCACUUCUUAUUGAAGAACCCGUAGAAAAUGACACAGCUGUUUUUGCCAGUCAAACACAUCAUGAAGUUACUAUGUAUUAUCCCAUGCGUGCUAUUAGAACUAAAAGAUAUAAGCUUAUACAUAACAUUAACUAUAAAAUGCCAUUCCCUAUUGAUCAAGAUUUUUACGUCUCACCAACCUUUCAGGAUCUUUUGAAUAGAACCAGGAAUAAACAAUCACUUCCAUGGUACAAGACAUUAGAAAAUUACUAUGAAAGGCCAGAAUGGGAAUUGUAUGAUUUAAAAUACGAUCCAGAAGAAAAAAAUAAUAUUGCCUCUAAAUCAUCUGCAAAAAAAAUAUUCUUUGAUUUACAAGAAAGAUUAUUAAAAUGGCAGAAAACAACCAAAGAUCCUUGGCUUUGUGCACCUAGAGGAGUUCUUAUUGGAACUAAAGAACCACAAUGUAUGCCACUUGAAAAUCUUAUUUAAGACAUAUUGAUUAUUUCAAUCUUUUUGCAAUAUGAAAAUAUUAUAAAUAAUUAAUGCCAACAUGACACAGAAAUAUAGAGGAUAUUUAUAAUUUAUAUUCAUAAUUAUUAUAAUUUUUAUGUUUUAUAAUUUUU